AUGGAUACUCUGCUGCUCAAGCUUUCCUUUCACGCAUUUUGCUUUCUCUUCCUCACGGCUCCGACCUCCGCCACCGUCGUCGGCGUCACCUACACUUCUCCUCUCACGCCUCCAUCUUCCUCCGCCGCCGUGAUCGGCGUUUGUCCCAUCACCUCCCUUUCAUCCUCCUCCGCCUCCUUCAUCGGCGUUUCUCCACUCACCUGGCCUCCGUCCUCCUCAAUCGAAGGCAAUGCUUCCGAGCUUCCUCCUCCACCGCAGCUCUCACAUCCCGACGCCAUCGCGUACGCUGUAUCCGCCCUCGGAUUCCGAGCAGUGCGCCUCUCCCAUCCAGAUCCCGGCAUCAUCCGAGCCCUAGCCUUCACCAAUGUCUCCCUGCUCAUCUCAAUCGAGAACGAGCUACUGAUCCCGCUGGCUUCCAGUCGCUCUGUGGCCGACGACUGGCUUCGAGUCCACGUGCUUCCUUUCUACCCGCACUCCACGAUCGCCGUAAUCUCCGUCGGAGACGACACCGUCCCCAUCUUGCAAUCGGAAUUACUGUUGCCAGCAAUCCGUAAUGUAGACUUGGCGCUGCGAGAUGCCGGGAUCAAGAAUAUCUCUGUCACGGCGACUCUCUCUUUCCUCGACGUCGUCACCGGAGUAAUCCCGCCGUCUCUGUCCAAUUUCCGGGAGCCGAUGGGAGAGCAAGUGAUCCGGCCGCUGCUCCAGUUCUUGGAAGAUCGCAAUUCCAUAUUCUUGGUGGACCUGUACCCCUACAAAGUCAGCCGGAUCUACUCACAGAUACCGCUGGGGUUUUCUCUGUUUCAUGGGGGAGAACAGAGCUUCUACCGUGAUUUUAGAACGGGGAUUACAUAUCACAAUAUGUUCGAUCUAAUGGUUGAUGCUGUGACUAACUCCUUGAAGGUUUAUGGCUACCAAGAUAUCACUCUGGUGGUUGCCGCAACUGGCUGGCCAAGCUCCGCCGUAGCCGACGACGGCAGCGCCGAUCCCGACGCCACUCCCGCCAUUGCCCAGGCGUACCUCAGCUCCCUGGCUGCACAUCUGAAAGCGAAGCCGGAGAGAAAUCAAGCUAUCAUACCUCGAGGUCCCGCCACAGUUUCGGGCCGACCUUCAAAUUGGAUGCCGCAGUGGUUGUAUAGUAUCCUAUUGAUGCUGGGGAUGCCAUUUGUGCUGAACUUGGUUGCCGCGGUUCUGAUACUUGGGUUCGAAAUGAGCAUUGGAGUGGCUAUACGCGGACUCUUCAAUUGA
Messenger RNA from Linum tenue, 1245 nucleotides. Lineage: Eukaryota; Viridiplantae; Streptophyta; Magnoliopsida; Malpighiales; Linaceae. The record is from the annotation of a GenBank genome assembly.